CGUCAUUGUACUAGUCUUGGGCGGAGAGCAAGAAGCUCAAGGUAUGUGGAUGCCUAGUAUAAGAGCGGCCGCAGCGAGGAUCACCCGGCCCGCGUGGUCAGCUGUUGGGGUAACGGUGCCGAGGAGGAUGGAGGGCAUCGGCCGUAACUGCGCACCACGCUACUUCACCGACAGGAUCCGCUCCGGCAGGGUGCUCAGCGAGGAGGAGCGCGCCGCCGAGAACGUCUACAUACAGAAGAUGGAGAGGGAGAAGCUGGAAAAGUUGAGGAGGAAGAAGGCGGAUCAGGAAAAGGCCGACGCAGCAAAGAGCGCCAAAGGAAACAACGAGAAGGGUGAGGGAGCUCAUCCAAGCUGAUUCCUCAGAUCGAUCAGGUCCUCCGUUGGCGGCGCUGGUGUUACAUGUGAUACAUGUUCGCAAAUGUAGUAUUUUUCCUUCUGUUCUGGGGUUAUUUAUAGAUAGAUCAUGUAGAUGCUGUGUGCUGCUGUGAAAAUAUGUGCUUCUCGGUGGAGCUUUGGUAUGUUGUCCUUGGUGGAGGCAGGAGGCUCUGUCCACCAGAAUCAUAUCUUGUCGCUGGAGUUUUCUGUUUACUUUGGAUUAGCAACCUGUGCAUGAGCCGCCACCUGUGCGAGCCAUGCAUGCAUCUGCAGGGGCGUGAGAUGCACCCAUCUGCAUCAGGCUUUUUUC
Molecule: messenger RNA, 685 nt
Organism: Triticum aestivum (bread wheat)
Lineage: Eukaryota; Viridiplantae; Streptophyta; Magnoliopsida; Poales; Poaceae
Exons: 3
Coding region: 44-355 (103 amino acids)
Biological process (GO): negative regulation of ATP-dependent activity
Cellular component (GO): respiratory chain complex I; mitochondrion
Molecular function (GO): ATPase inhibitor activity
Source: RefSeq, a predicted model, not a curated record